AUGUUUGCAGUUACAGAGAGAGAGAGCAAAUUCGUGACAAAAAUACCAUACGACAUCUUGGAGGUUAUCAUGAUCAACAUGAACCCCGCUCACCUACUCAAGUUAGCAGCAACUUGCUGGCACUUUCGGCAAGCGGUCGCGCUCUGGCUCAGAAACAACACAGUGCGUCUUAUAACGGAAAGAGGCAUUUCCAACACCUCGAGGUUGUUGCAUGCAGUCGACCGCUUCAAGUGCAUUAUAGCCGGUCCGGACAUGCUCGGUAUAUGGUUUCCGGGCUUAGAAUCCAAGACGGGUUUGCAUAUUUUCGUACCCAGCAGCUACAGAGCACAGAAGGAGAUUCAGGUCAUACUUCAAGAUCACGGAUUCACCAAAGACGAGAUUCAACAGAGACUCAUGGACGACAACCCGUACCAGGCCAAAGCAAUCUACCCCGAAUUCGGCGCGACGGUAUUUGGAGUCGAGCAUUGGAAGAAUACUGGAGGGUUGACGUGCUACCUGAUUAUGUCCAAGUUCGCAGAUCCCCUGGCCUCGUUAGCAGAGCUGCCAAACACCAUGUUCAUGCUGGGGACCGACGGCAAGGACGCUAUCAUGAUGUAUCCGAGGUACACGCUAAGGUUGGAAGGCGUGUCGAACUACGACUAUUUCGGUCACGAAGUUAUCGAUGAAUGCACCCACUACGCCAAUCACGGCUUCAUUACCUGGGAUCACGACACCUUCUCUCCCGUCACACCCCACUCGUCUUGCGGAUACAAUAUAGAUUGUCUAUUCGCAAUAAGGAACUCACACGAUCACCAAAUCCUGCGCACUCGACUACGCCCAGCUGACAAAAUAGAGAAGGCAAUGAAACCAACUCGAUGGCCACGACCUCUCACUCUAUGGAGGCUGCGAUGUCACGAUAUCUGUGGCAACCAUCCUUUUCCGUACGACCUGAACGCCAACAAAGCACUGUACCAGUGCAACUCGAAAAUCAUAACAGACUAA
Messenger RNA from Coprinopsis cinerea okayama7#130, 981 nucleotides. RefSeq lists its product as hypothetical. Bases 1 to 981 code for a protein of 326 amino acids. The transcript is spliced from 2 exons. The record is from RefSeq and is a predicted model, not a curated record. Gene Ontology annotation, molecular function: protein binding. NCBI's taxonomy places the organism in Eukaryota, Fungi, Basidiomycota, Agaricomycetes, Agaricales, Psathyrellaceae.